AUGAGCAAACCAAGUACUGUGGUUACGCAAAAUGACGGCGAGAAUCUGUUGCCGCAACGGGAGUCACGGGUCGCCGAGAAAACCGUGACUGUUGAUGAAGAUGAGCCCGAUGCUGCUGAGUACCGCUGCGACCAGCUCAGCUAUGGUAUAGGUGAUGCCAUGUUUGCGACGUUUUUGGUGGCACCUCUGGUCGUUGGAGUCUGGCGUUCCACAUGGGGCAUCAUGGAAUUGCACCGGGAUCUGUUCCCUUACGCCCAGAUCUACCUCCUGGGCAUCAUCAUCCACGUAUGCUUCGCACUGAUCAGGUCGCAUCUGUUGUUACAUUCGAAGGCAGCUUCUGAGGGGGAAAAUCGAGCCUACCGUUGGUUAAGAGAGCGACUGCUCUCCAGGAUUUAUACCUAUAUCUUCGCUUUAUCCUGUAUCAUGCACUGGCGCGGUGGCUGGGCUAUAUUUGAUACAGUCGUCGCCACUAUUAUUCCUAAUGAUAGUGACCCUCACAGGCCGGUAUCGAUAGCGGUACUGACAGCACUAUGCUACGCGGCCAUCGCUGGAUUGCGAUCGGCGAGGAAUCUCCUAGCACCGCCUUAUUUCAUAGUCACAGAUGGGAAGGAGCCCACUUACGAAUUUGCAACACGUUUCCGUAAAAAUGGAAGGGGAAGGCCUAUGUUCAAAACUGGACGUCUUGCGGCUGCUGAUGAUAAUGAAGAACUGUCGUGC
Iphiclides podalirius (scarce swallowtail) is the source of this 717-nucleotide messenger RNA. The record is from the annotation of a GenBank genome assembly. Lineage: Eukaryota; Metazoa; Arthropoda; Insecta; Lepidoptera; Papilionidae.